CCAAGCCCAAAAUGGCAAAUAUUAAGCUUUUAACAAAUCACUGGUCAGAAAAUUAGCAAGAAUUAAACAAAUGCACUCCUGAGAGCUCCUGUUCCACCAUUUGCUCCUUUACUUUUUCAUUUGCUGCAGUGAACUGUUUGUGGAAAAGCUAGAAACAGGGAAAGUCACUUAUAUAGUCUUCUUGUACGCAAAGGUAAAAUCAUGAUAAUAUUAAAAUGUUUGAUGAAAAAUUCAAACUAACAGAUGGUACGGUGUACAAAAUUUUCCAAAAAUAUCUUCAGGUUUUGGUUUUUUUUUUUUUCUUAAAAGAUUAGUCAUUAUUUGGUUAUGUGCCACACCACCAUCAAGGGCCUGAUAACAAGCUCAGAAAUGGAACUAUGAUUGAUAGAGCAGGGAUACAGAUCUACAGUAUUUGUUAAUUCUUGCUAAUUUCCUAACCAAUGAUUUGUUGUUAAGACCAUUAAAAUCUUAUAUUUUGCCAUUUUGGGCUUGGUCUUUUUUUUUUUUUUUUUGCCCAGAGUGUACACUAAUUUGUGUGGUAAUGCACAACACAGCUGGAUCCUACUGUAAAGAAUAAUAAAAUAACAAAAUAGUGCGUUGCCGUUUUAUAACCCCCCAAAAUAGUAGCCCAUAUAUGCGGUUUCGGGGAAACACGUACCCCUAAAGACCGAGUAGACCUCUUCUCCAUGUUUAAAAAGGGAAAAGAAAUCUGAGCGCAACAAGUUGGAAGAAAGGAGGGAGCUCGCGUGAAGCAGGAAUCAUGGCGCAGGUUAAACAGGCGGGUUAUUGUUUAGACGCCGUGCUGAAGUGAUUUAAGGCGGCGGUGCUGAACACAGCCUGUAAAUCUCUGCGUGGCGAAACGGGAGAAAUUUCGAGAAGGGGCUAAAUGCCUUGACUGGAGUACAGGCUCGAUUUGGCUUGAGGGUAAGUAAAGGAAAGCAAACACAAAGAACUUCCUCUGCCACGUUGGAAAUCUCGCCAGGCUCUGUUCAUUCCUGUCCCACUGAAGAACGGAGCAAGAGAGGAAACUGCAGCACAUUACGCUUUGCCGCCAUGCUGCCACCUGCUGCUCUGUGUUUAUCACUGGUCUUGAUGGUCAGCACCUCUACGUCCCAGCAACCCCUGACCUCAGGUGAUCCCCAGCAGAAGAGCUUUUCAUCCCUGAGCCACCCCAGCUGGUCCUUAGGGCUGGAAGUGUACAGAGCCCUUCGUAGUGAAGGCUCUCACAUCAACACCCUCAUUUCGCCUGUAUUGCUUGCCAACUCACUGAGUGCGUUGAGCCACACAGCCAAGGGAGCCACAGCCAGGCAGCUCCAGGAGCUCCUAAAGACCAACAAGGAUGAGAAACAAGCUCAGAAAUCUUCAUCAAGUCCACUUAAAUCCAUGAGAAAAGCAAAUGGAACCAGCUACAUGCUGCAUGGUUCCUCAGCUAUCUUCUCCAAACAGGUUCCUACACUGGAGAGCAGCUUCCUGGAGGAGCUGCAGGCCCAGUUUGAACUGGACCAUGUGGCUUUAGGUGCAGGAGAUAAACAGGGAGAUAUGGAGAAGCUCAGGUCCUGGGCCAAAAGUGGAAUGGGAGGAGUGAAGGAGAUGCCACUGAAUGAAGGACCAGAUGCUAAAGAAGGAGCCCUGAUCCUGGCCAGUGCUCUGCAUUUUAAAGGGUUUUGGGAUCAUGGCUUUGACAAAGAAAAUGAAGACUUGCGAAGCUUUUUGGGGACCAAGUACACCAAAGUGUAUAUGAUGCACAGAGCAGGAGUAUACCGUCACUAUGAGGACAUAGAGAAUAUGGUGCAGGUGUUGGAGCUGGGUCUGUGGGGUGGAAAGGCCAGCAUGGUGCUUCUGUUGCCUUUCCAUGUGGAGAGUCUGGCCAGGCUAGAGCGCGUGUUGACACUCGAGCAGCUGGAGAAAUGGCUGGGGAAGCUGAGCAGCAUGAGCAUGGCACUGUCUCUGCCCAGGGUCAAUGUCAGCAGCACACUCAGCCUACAGAAACAGUUAGUCGCACUGGGCGUGGUCGAUGCCUGGGACCAGAAAGUGGCAGAUUUCUCAGGUCUUGGGAAGGGGAAGCUCCAUCUGUGGGAUGUUCUUCAUUGGGCAUCCCUGGAACUGGCGUCUGAUUCUGGAAGUAAGGACGGCAUAGACGAGAAUCAGCAUGUGGAGAAACCCAAACUUUUCUAUGCAGAUCAUUCCUUCAUUAUACUGGUGAAGGAUAACAGCACUGGAGCUCUGCUGAUGUUGGGUGCACUGGAUCUGGCAGAAGGAGCUACACUGCAUGAUGAGCUAUAAAGGAUGGAUGACGUAUGGAUACUGUUUUCAGUAUCUCUUCAGUCUCUUCAGUAAAAUGGUCCUUGAAGAACGGUGACAGCCAUUUGUCCAGUGACACUGUGUAUACAUAUAUAUAUAUAUAUUUAAAUAAAUAUGGAAUGUGAUGAGUGAGUAAUUAUAGGUCCAAUUUUACAGUACUGUAAGUGGGGAAAAAAACAGAGAAGACAUGAUUAAGGGUCGGCAGAAGCUUGUAUUAUUUCUAACACCUAUCGAGCUCCAUUAAAUGUGCAAAGAAGAGCUAAUGGAAGGUGUAAAACGAUUUAUUAGAGCUUAGAAAAUCUAGGCGAACAAUUUCACCCAGGCUGAACCUGGAACUCAUUCCAUUAUUGUAACAAACGGGCUCACCAUGAGCGCACGCCAGGCAUUCACACACUGAUGGCCCCCCUGAGAGAUUAAUCCUUUCACACUUGUGAAAUAUUCAGUGGAUUGUUCUCAGAUCUUUCUGUGAUAAUGUGUCACUUUUACUUAUAUUCAUAUUGGCAUCCCGACACAUCUCCUUCUCUCAUUUUAACACUCGGAGAUCUAAAGACUCAAUAAGGCAACGUGAUCUUUUCUACCAAAUACAAUAUCUAACACUGGUAGUCCCAAAGUUGGCAAGCUUAUCCAAACCCAAGCCAAAGGGUGCAUUUACUUUCUCACCACACACCACUUGCAAACUUAAUGAUCUGACAGUUGCACUGAACUCUGACAUGGGAUGAGCUUGUUCUCCCUCUCUCUCUCUCUCUCUCUCUCUCUCUAAGUUGUUCCCAAAUAGAUUGGGAGCUCCAGGGGGUCAAGCUCUAAGCUGUCAUGCCGAUUCCCACUCCAGGAUCAGUCCCCUGAGAGAAAGAUUGCUCAACCAGGCUGUUAUUGAUGGGAUCAGCUUAAUACUAAUGACGCUAAUGACUCGAGACCACUGUCAACACCACAGGCAGACGAUAAACCUUUAAUCUUUUAAUGCCUCCUCGGAUCAAUGGAGGCUGUGCCCUUGCGACACCAUUGUCCGUUUAGAGUGGUUAGGAAUUACAUUUAAAAUGCUGUUUGUGUGGUUUUUUUAUGUAAUGUGUUAUGUGUUUUUUUUUUAAUUUUAUAAUGAAAUGUUACAAACGAUGUUACUAAACUAUUGGUAUUACUGGAUUGGUAAUGUACUGUAUGGCAAUGGUAUUAUUUCAAUUAAUGUCAGAAUAAAAUGGCAGAAUCAUGAAAUGUAUUCAUGAAAUGUAUGAAUUUAUGGUAACCUAAAGGUGUCGAUAUAAAAGUACUGUGUCCUUAAGUAGACUCUUUAAAUAGUUCUCGAGACAGCUGGGUUAAGCCUAACUCUGGCAAAAUGUAAUUUAAAAUAAAAAUCAUGAAUUAGAAGGGCUGUUAGGGCUCUAUCACCCUUUAAAGUAUCCCUCAGUAAGCUUUAAGGUUUUUUGUUUUUUUUUCAAUUACUUUCAGAUGCGUCGGUGCGUUUGGAAGCACACAUGCUUUGAAAUGACAUUAUUAUUUCUGAAGGCAAGAAGUGUUUGUUACUUUUGGAUAAUGCAUCCUCUCUCGGGUGUUCUGAAAGUAUAAAUGUGUACAUUUGUCCACAUCUAGGGGAAACAUCAAGGAUUCAGCCUGGAGGUAAGCCUGUUCCUCUCAGCUAGCUACAGCAUCCCUGAGAUAGCUGUGUAGCAUCCUGCAGCAGUUCACUAAACUAAACACACUGAGUCAUUUUACAUACUGAACAUUACCCAGUUAGCCUUUACAAAUGCACAAACAAUUUAUUUAGGCUAUGAGUAAUAAUUUGGAUCUAGUUAGCCACGAUAAGCAUACAGAGUAUGGACAAUG
Molecule: messenger RNA, 4116 nt
Organism: Pangasianodon hypophthalmus (striped catfish)
Lineage: Eukaryota; Metazoa; Chordata; Actinopteri; Siluriformes; Pangasiidae
Gene: serpinh2
Product: serine (or cysteine) peptidase inhibitor, clade H, member 2
Exons: 5
Coding region: 1054-2283 (409 amino acids)
Biological process (GO): collagen fibril organization; negative regulation of endopeptidase activity
Cellular component (GO): endoplasmic reticulum
Molecular function (GO): serine-type endopeptidase inhibitor activity
Source: RefSeq, a predicted model, not a curated record